This is a messenger RNA of Ictidomys tridecemlineatus (thirteen-lined ground squirrel), 3067 nucleotides long. RefSeq names its product formiminotransferase cyclodeaminase N-terminal like (gene Ftcdnl1). Lineage: Eukaryota; Metazoa; Chordata; Mammalia; Rodentia; Sciuridae. Gene Ontology annotation, molecular function: folic acid binding; transferase activity. The record is from RefSeq and is a predicted model, not a curated record.
UCCCCUCCGGACUCCCUAGCGGCAGCGUGUCUGUGGGCCCCGGAGCCCCACCCGGGCAGCCGGCCGCGGGCCUCGUGGGCAGCCGCUCAGCCACGAGGGUUACCCUUCCGCCUGCCUGACCCUGGGACGCCCCGCUCCGGAGCCAGGCAGGACCGCACACGUGGUCUCCGCUGGGGGCUCUGGACCGGAGAUCGCGCUCCGGUGCCCUCCGCGGGCCCCCAGUGCGGAGGUGCGUGUGCCCAAGGCGGAGGAUUUGGAGGAUCUGUGGAGGACCCGUGGAGGAUUGCUUCAUUUGGAUUUGCCCUGCUAGUUCCUCUUGGGACAGCUUUCGGUCUAUCACCGGAAGUCGCCAAAGAGUGACUGAGAGGCCGGUGGGCUGGGAUCUCCUUAUCCCAAACCAUGAAGUGGAUGGGUCGAGGGGUUGCGUUUGGGUCACUUUCUUAGAGGAAACUGUCGAAACGCCUUGUAUUGGCGCACAUUUCACUUUUUGCUGUGAAGGGUUGAACACCAUUCUCUGGAGUGUUGUCACAUGGAGACAUUUCCAGGACAUAAAAUGACCCUCAUCAAAAAUUUGUCGGAUGAAUUCGUGAAGGCUGCAUUAACUUUUAGUUUUGAUAUUUAAAAGAGGCCAACGUUAUGAUGACCAGAUAUUGAAAAGAGGAAUUGUUUUCUUAUAUUUUGAGGUGUUUUAAUUCCUUUAGAUCAUAAUGUCGUUGUUUGAGGUGUGAAAAGAUUAGUUGACAAAUGCCAUUCUAGAGUCAAUGCAACCUCUAAAACUUGUGUAAUUGAGCCAUUUUCAACAAAAGAUCAAUCACAUUUUUGGCAUUGUUGAGUCACAUGUACCAGAAUCUGCAUCAUCUUUUGGUUCAAAGUACAGUCCUGUGAAAAAAUUUUAAACUGAUGUAGAAACUUUGGAGGUCAAAGAACAAGGAGGAAUUUAGUUAAUCAAAUAGUUGUCAUUCAUAGAGCCCAAAUGGGCCUCUUGACUGUAUAAUGUCCAUGGCCUGACCUGUGGAUAUGCGCUUUGUUUUUCUUCAACAGGAACAGUUUUUACAAAAAUUGUCAUAUUAAAAAAUACUAGUCUUCCUCAUUCCCCUUUUCUGCAUUUCCCUAGUAAAUCUAGAUUUUCUAGUUUUAUAAAAGGAUCCUGCCUAUUUGUUAAAUAUUACAGACCUGGAAAAAAGGGAUAAGCUAAGGAAGAUCAUGCCUAAAUGAAAUAACCUACUUGAAUGAGAAAGUUUCCUUUAUAUAACAGAGUCCAGACUAAUUUGCCAGGCAUUUACAGGGUUGUUACUAUGUUCAUAUGUUCAUAAUUGUGUGACCAUGUUCAUAUGAAUGAUGCACAUGGGAUUCUGAAAAUUUUUUCUUUAAAUGUUUUCUAGGAAUGUGAAAUAGUGAAGUGUUCACAUUCUGACUGCCAGGUUUCUAAAAAGAUGUGAUUUUUAUGGUUAAUGAACAUGAAAAUAUGAAUGAGGUCUAGAGACUGAAAUAAAGGAUUUUUUUUUUUUUUUUAAUUCCAGAAAAAUCAUGUCCUCCUCCAGACUGGGGUCCCGUUUGGCUGUCUGCUUACUAAACAUUUCAGAAGCCAGAAGAAAAUACAUUGUUGAGAACAUAGCAAAAGCAGCUCUUGAAAAAAAUGGGCGAAAACAUCCUGAAGUAUCAGUGCUCAAUAUAUUUUCUGAUCAAGACUACAACAGAUCAGUUAUUACAAUUGCAGCUUCUGUUGAUAAGUUGGGCAGUUGUGUUCUGGCUGCCUGUUUGGAGGCCUUCCGAGCCAUAGACAUGGAGGUUCAAGAGGGAGUCCACCCUUGCCUGGGAGCAGUGGACCUGAUCCCCAUUUACCCUCUCUCUGAUGUUGGAGUGGACGAGUGUGGAGCUGUAGCCAGAAGCCUCGCUAAAGACCUGGUCCUGCACGUUCCUGGCUGCAGUGUGUUUCUCUUUGGUGAAGCAGACCUGCCUAAGAAGCGCAGUCUUGUUCAGAGAAGGAAGCAGCUGGGCUGGUUCACAAGGAGGGAUUUCAGUGCUCUUGAGCCUGACCUGGGAGCUGCACCUGCCCGAAGAUGUGGUCUAACAGGUAUUGGUGCCAGCCCAUACGUGAUGAACUGCAAUGUUACUAUAGAUUCUCAAGACUUGUCUGUAGGAAGAGAGAUCGCUCAUGCCAUUCGAGGCUCCAGUGUACAUGGAUUGAAGGGUGUCCAAGCAAUGGCUUUUCCCCAUGAAGGGAAAAUUGAGAUAGCUUGCAACGUAGAGAGUUUUGAAAACCAAGAAACUACAGACACCUCAGAAGGCUCUCAAUAUGUGACUUAUAGUGUUCUUGGGGACCGUUUUUCUUAUGUGUCUCCACAUUACAUAGAAGCUCAAGUUAAAAAGUUGGCAAGUAAUCAGGGAAUUGGUACCAUAGGAAGAGCACUAGUUGGAUUUACACCCCUGGAAUGCAAGAACUGUGCUGAAUACGCUAUAAAGGAAAAUAUUGGGGAAUUCUGGAAGAUUCGGGAAGGUGUUUUCAUGUGAUCAAUCUAAGGAUUCACUGAAAUUUUAAAGAAAAGUAUCAAUCAUUGCAAAAUUUACUUUUGAUCAAUGAAGAUCAGAGGAAGAUACAAAGAACUUGGUUGCAUCUGCGUAUUGAAAAAUUGGAAGCAUUAUUUCCUCAACAACAAUAACAAAUGCUUAUAGAUCAUCCAUAAUCACCUGUGAUGUUUCUAGUCAUCAUCAAAACUUUGUGAGUACAACUGUGUCAAGUACGAUGCCAUUUUGAAUAACCUGAGUAAGGUGGCCAUAGUUGCUGAGCCACCUUUGUGAAACAACAACAACAACAAAAAUAGACUCAAUUUGGUUUUCCUGAACAAUUUGUUUUACAAUUGCUGGGACUGAACUCAGGGUUUUUUGCAUGCUAGGCAAGUGCCCUACCCUCCCAGCCUGAUUUUCCUGAAUUCUGUAUUCCCAAGUUUUGUACUCAACUCUUUUUUUUUUUUUUGAGUAACCAAUUUUUUAAAAUGUGCAUUUAUGAAAAUCAAGUUCUAAGUGAUUAAAAAGUAGAGCGAUUAUAAAAUAAAAUCUUUCUUUCAAA